AUGGAUCUGACCAGUAUGAUGAACGAGGAGAACGAGGCUCCGAGUCACGUGACGCAAGAUGGUGGCUCCGAGAACAACCGCGAUGUGAUGAAUCAGCAGCCUGGUCCUGGUGGUCCUGGUGGUCCUGGUGGUCCUACUCACCAGCAACAACACCAACCACCGCCUCUGCAACAAGCUCAUCUGGUGCCUUUGAACAGCUCUUCUACGACGACUGGCAUUGCUCCUGUUCCUGUGCUGGACAAGGAAGCGGCUCAUCAGAUGGAGCCUCGGACAGUUCAACAUCAAUCAUCUGUGGUCAAUCAGCCCCCCAGCUCUCCUCCUCCGCUCAAUGCCAUGGGGUUUCCUCGGUACAAAUCGUACAAGAAGAAGUACAAGAAGAUGCUGAUUCGGUUCAACAGCUGCAUGGCGCGGUCGACGGAGAUUUUCCGGGACGAUCUACGUGCGCGCAAAAUCUACAGCCGCAUUGUGCGUGAGAAUAUGACGUUGCUGGGUCUGAUGCAGCGGAAACGGGGAGAGGUCAAAGACAGUGACGUGGAGGAGGAUCUGGGCCCCGAGGUCGACGAUGAGGCCGAGGAAGCUGUCGUGGAGACCGAGGAUGACAACACCAUCCAUGGAUUGUCGGUCAAGCUGAUGGAGAAGGCCACGAACGAUGCGUACCAGUCUGUGCGGUCCGAGGAGGUCACCGAGCUGAAUCCCAACUCGAUAGGAAUGUGGCUCAAGAGAAACCAUUCGAUUCUGAACACGGAAGAGGAUCCUCAGGAGGAGGGAAGAAAACGACGCAAGGGCCCUGGCGGCGAGGAAAACCGUAAGAGGACAAAGAGAGGAAGUAUGAGUCAGGGAAGUAGUUAG
This is a messenger RNA of Yarrowia lipolytica CLIB122, 849 nucleotides long. RefSeq lists its product as uncharacterized. Lineage: Eukaryota; Fungi; Ascomycota; Dipodascomycetes; Dipodascales. The record is from RefSeq and is a predicted model, not a curated record. Gene Ontology annotation, biological process: chromatin remodeling. Gene Ontology annotation, cellular component: nucleus; Ino80 complex.